UGUGGGGUCAGCUGUACCAUGUCUGAAUGGAGGUUACCUGGUAGGGCUGUGUCGGACAAUUUCACACUUGGAUUGGGAGACUGGAGUCGCCAAAAAACUGCAUGAAGUUAAUCCAAAAGGCUUUAACGACCGAUUCAACGACGGCAAAUGCGACCCUGCUGGGAGGUUCUGGACAGGAACUAUGGGUGGCCAGAUCGACGAAACGCCUCUCUUCGAGCCGAACGUUGGUAGUCUUUACAGCCUUGACAUCAAUGUUCAGUAUAAUGUUCUAUACUGACACAGGUACCAGGAAGGUGGAGGCAUUCACGUAUGACGUCACUUCCGGCGAAAUUAGUGAUAGACGGGAUGCCGUAAAUUUCAACAAUUUCCCGGAUAAAGAUGCAAUGGGUUGGCCAGAUGGGAUGACAAUUGACACAGAUGAUCCCGUUACAGGUACAAAGCUAAGAGAAGUAAACAUCCCUGCACCAAGAACAACGUCCUGUUGUUUUGGAGGAAAACAUAUGGACGAGCUAUAUGUCACUACUGCGACGUUGCGAGCUCUAGAAGACGAAUUAAACAAAUAUCCCUUAUGUGGAUCAGUAUUCAAAGUCACGGAACUUGGGGUUAAAGGUUACCCUGCCGCCAACGUUUACCGGAGUAUUGCCACGAGUGGACUGUAAUCUUGGAGAUGUCUUCUUCGUUAUGUAACCAUACGAAUGCGUACUUACUUUGAUAAUCAUAUUAAUCACACAUGUCAAGCAUAAUCAUCAUAUAUGUACUGUUGCAAAUACAUGAGAAAUAAUA
Pecten maximus is the source of this 783-nucleotide messenger RNA. RefSeq names its product regucalcin-like. Lineage: Eukaryota; Metazoa; Mollusca; Bivalvia; Pectinida; Pectinidae. The record is from RefSeq and is a predicted model, not a curated record. The transcript is spliced from 4 exons. Bases 102 to 659 code for a protein of 185 amino acids. Gene Ontology annotation, biological process: L-ascorbic acid biosynthetic process. Gene Ontology annotation, molecular function: calcium ion binding; gluconolactonase activity.